Messenger RNA from Penicillium canariense, 1758 nucleotides. Its product is annotated as polynucleotide adenylyltransferase. Gene Ontology annotation, molecular function: poly(A) RNA polymerase activity; RNA binding. Gene Ontology annotation, cellular component: nucleus. The transcript is spliced from 9 exons. NCBI's taxonomy places the organism in Eukaryota, Fungi, Ascomycota, Eurotiomycetes, Eurotiales, Aspergillaceae. Bases 1 to 1758 code for a protein of 585 amino acids. The record is from RefSeq and is a predicted model, not a curated record.
AUGACGGCGACCUCUGGUCGACAAUGGGGUGUGACUCCUCCCAUAUCAAAUGCUCUGCCGACACACGAUGAGGUGGCUGCGAACGACGAUCUCAUCGCCGAGCUCAAGGCGCAGAACAACUUCGAACCGCCUUCAGAUUCCGAAAAGAGAAUACAAAUGCUCCAGUUACUCCAACGUGUUGCGCUAGAAUUUGUGAAGUCUGUGAGUCGCAAAAAGGGCCUUUCUCCUGCGGCUGUCGAGGCUUCGGGAGGCAAGAUCUUCACCUUCGGCGGUUACCGACUCGGUGUCUAUGGCCCAGGAUCGGAUAUCGAUACUCUCGUGGUUGGCCCGAAACAUGUGUCUACCGAGGAUUUCUUCUCCGACUUCCCCCUCUCCUACAAAACAUGGCACCCGAAGGCCAUCGAUCUGCUUUUCGCUCGUUUGAUAAUUCCUUCUGUGCCGAUGAACCUGGACCUGAAGAACAAUGAUUAUCUGCGAGGCUUGGAAGAAAAGGAUGUUCGUUCGCUGAAUGGAACCCGUGUUGCGGAUGAAAUACUGGAGCUUGUUCCCCAGCAGAAGACCUUUCGCCUCGCCUUGCGCGCAAUUAAAUUGUGGGCUCAACGCCGAGCAAUCUACGCUAAUAUUGUCGGCUUCCCCGGAGGUAUUGCUUGGGCGAUGUUGGUGGCCAGAGUGUGUCAGCUGUACCCUCAGGCUACCGGCUCGGUUAUUGUUGGCAAGUUCUUCAGAAUCAUGAACAAAUGGGCAUGGCCUCAACCUGUGUUACUGAAGCAGAUUGAAGAGGGCCCUCUCCAGAUGAAAGUCUGGAACCCCAAGAUCUACCAUGGCGAUAGAUUCCAUUUGAUGCCUAUUAUCACUCCUGCCUAUCCCUCCAUGUGUGCAACUCAUAACAUCUCAAUGUCGACCAAGACUGUUCUUCUACGGGAGCUCCAAAGAGGAGGCGACGUUGUGGACAAGAUUUUCAUGAAGCAACUUUCCUGGAAUGAUCUCUUCACCCGCCAUACCUUCUUCACCCAAGACUACAAGUACUACCUCAGCAUCACCGCAUCAAGCAAAACGAAGGAAGACGAGGCAGUUUGGUCCGGCCUUGUCGAAUCGAAGCUGCGUCACCUCGUUGGGGCUCUUGAUCGGAAGGGCAUUAUUGCGGUGGCUCAUCCUUUCCCCAAGGGAUUUGACAGAAUCCACACUGUUACAAAUGCGCAGGAGAUGGAGGCCGUCAAAAAUGGAUCAACACAGUAUCAGGCCAAGGGAACGACGACGGAGACAACCGACGAGGCAAAUAACCCUGCCCACGAAGUUGCGGCGCAGUAUGGAAUGGAGAAUGCAGAUGUUCCAGAGCCCGCGGAGCCUAUGGAGCGUACGGAGCAGAAGCCCGAAGGUGAAAGUCGUACCGUCUACACUACUACCUAUUAUAUUGGCUUGGAGUUAAAGCCAUUGGAGCCAGGCGCCUCCCGAUCUUUGGACAUCUCCACGGACUCGCAGAUCUUCAAGUCAACAUGUACAUCCUGGACGGGCUAUCUUCCAGAAGUUCAUGACCUGGCGGUCACCCACGUUCGCAACUUUGAUCUGCCGGAUGAUGUCUUCCAAGCCGGCGAAACCCGCCCGUCCCGACCCAAGAAGAAGGUGAUCAAGAGGACGGAGUCGGCCGGCCAGAAACGAAGGCUCGGCGAAAUGGACGAUUCGGUACAGGGAUCGGCACAAGGAGCAGCCAAGCGCCAAGUCACACCAAACACGAUUGCCAGCACUGCAACCCCGGCGUAA